CCGCUGCUUCCAUGAACCGCAUCAGCCCCUCGGUUUAUAAAAAUAAAAGCACGUUAUUGUGUCUGGCUCUGAGGAUUUAAAACCCUGAGGUGGUGAAGAAAGCGGACAUAGUGGAUAAGAACAUGAGCGAUCAGAUGCGGGCGGAGAGAGACGCUCUGGCCCCCAGUAAAAACCCCUUCAUCAAGCGGCUCUAUUACUCCCUGCAGACGGCCACCAAGGUUUAUUUGCUGUGUGAGGACAUGAAAACCAAGACAUCCACGGCUGGAGGGACGUCAGAGGUCCGUGUGAAGAAAGAGGAGACACUGGAGCUGAAAAUCUACAACCAUAGAGAUGACCUCGACAACCCACCUGAAGGUCUCUCUGUUAAAGUGGACGAUCCUGACAGUAAAGACUACCUCUACUGCGAAUUUUGCAAAUCCUUCUUCCUCAACAAAUGUGAGGUUCAUGGACCACCCCUCUUCAUCCCCGAUACUCCUGUUCCCAUGGGAGUCCCUGACCGAGCCAGACAAACACUUCCUCCUGGACUAGAAAUCCAGAAGUCCAGUAUUCCUGAUGCAGGCCUGGGAGUGUUUAAUAAGGGGGAGACUAUUCCAGUAGGUGCACACUUUGGACCCUGCCAGGUAGAGCUGGUGAACCGAGAGGAAGCCAGGAACAGUGGAGACUCCUCGGUUGUAUACAGGAGCAUGCAGUGUGAAGAAUACAUCAAUGCCAAAAGAGAGAUGCAUGUGAAUUGGAUGAGGUAUGUGAAUUGUGCCCGUAAUGAAGAACAGAAUCUUGUGGCAUUUCGGUAUCGAGGGGGAAUUCUGUAUCGUUGCUGUCGACCCAUUAACCCAGGACAGGAGCUCUUGGUGUGGUAUGAAGAGGGGCACACCAAAAAACUCAGUCCUGCACCUACAGGAACAACCAGACAGCAAGAAGUAAAGAAGACUUUGCUGCAGGUCUUUUCCUGCUCCACAUGUCCUCGUUCCUAUGCAUCUCAAAUUUACCUCGACAAACACAUCCAGAGGUGUCACUAUGAAGAGUAUGUGAGACUGCAGGAAUCAGGAGAGAUUAAAUAUGAGCUUCAGAUCCCCUCCAAAUGCUCCAGUCAGCCAACAUCAUCUGAUGCUCUCAGUUUUGACACUUCUCAUAAUGAUAUACAGAAGGAAAUUCACCACUGCUCAGACUGUGGAAAGAGUUUUGGUCAUCAGAAUGCGCUCAAGACACACCAGCGCAAUCACACAGGAGAGAAGCCGUUUCACUGCUCACAGUGUGGGAAGAGUUUUACUUAUCAGAGUGCUCUCCAAAAACACCAGCAUGUUCACACAGGUGUGAAGCCGUAUCACUGCUCACAGUGUGGAAAGAGUUUUACUCAGCAGAGUAAUCUCCAAACACACCAGUGCAUUCACACAGAAGAGAAGCCGUAUCACUGCUCACAGUGUGGGAAGAGUUUUACUCAGCAGAGUGCUCUCCAAACACACCAGCGCAUUCACACAGGAGAGAAGCCGUAUCACUGCUCGCAGUGUGAGAAGAGUUUUACUCAUCAGAGUCAUCUCCAAACACACCAGUGCAUUCACACAGGAGAGAAGCCGUAUCACUGCUCACAGUGUGGGAAGAGUUUUACUCAUCAGAGUCAUCUCCAACAACACCAGCGCAUUCACACAGGAGAGAAGCCGCAUCACUGCUCACAGUGUGGGAAGAGUUUUAUUCGUCAGAGUGAUUUCCAACGACACCAGCGCAUUCACACAGGAGAGAAGCCGCAUCACUGCUCACAGUGUGGGAAGAGUUUUAUUCGUCAGAGUCAUCUUCAGCAACACCAGCGCAUUCACACAGGAGAGAAGCCGCAUCACUGCUCACAGUGUGGGAAGAGUUUUACUCAUCAGUGGACUCUCCUACAACACCAGCGCAUUCACACAGGAGAGAAGCCGUAUCACUGCUCACAGUGUGGGAAGAGUUUUUCUCAGCAGAGUCAUUUCCGAAUACACCAGCGCAUUCACACAGGAGAGAAGCCGCAUCACUGCUCACAGUGUGGGAGGAGUUUUAUUCGUCAGAGUCAUCUUCAGCAACACCAGCGCAUUCACACAGGAGAGAAGCCGUAUCACUGCUCACAGUGUGGGAAGAGUUUUACUCAUCAGUGGACUCUCCUACAACACCAGCGCAUUCACACAGGAGAGAAGCCGUAUCACUGCUCACAGUGUGGGAAGAGUUUUAUUCAGCAGAGAGAUCUCCAACAACACCAGCACAUUCACACAGGAGAGAAGCCGUAUCACUGCUCACAGUGUGGGAAGAGUUUUACUCAUCAGAGUGCUCUCCGACUACACCAGCGCAUUCACACAGGAGAGAAGCCGUAUCACUGCUCACAGUGUGGGAAGAGUUUUACUCAUCAGUGGACUCUCCUACAACACCAGCGCAUUCACUCAGGAGAGAAGCCGUAUCACUGCUCACAGUGUGGGAAGAGUUUUACUAGUCAGAGUGCUCUCCUACAACACCAGCGCAUUCACACAGGAGAGAAGCCGUAUCACUGCUCACAGUGUGGGAAGAGUUUUACUCAGCAGAGAGAUCUCCAACAACACCAGCGCAUUCACACAGGAGAUAAGCCGUAUCACUGCUCACAGUGUGGGAAGAGUUUUACUCAGCGGAGUACUCUCCAACGACACCAGCGAAUUCACACAGGAGAGAAGCCGUAUCACUGCUCACAGUGUGGAAAGAGUUUUACUCUUCGGUGGACUCUCCAACAACACCAGCGCCUUCACACAGGAGAUAAGCCGUAUCACUGCUCACAGUGUGGGAAGAGUUUUACUCAGCAGAGUGCUCUCCGAACACACCAGCGCAUUCACACAGGAGAGAAGCCGUAUCACUGCUCACAGUGUGGAAAGAGUUUUACUCAGCAGAGUGCUCUCCAACAACACCAGCGCCUUCACUCCGGAGAGAAGCUGCAUCACUGAUCAGUCUGGAAAGAUGUUUACUUAUUCAGUUACAUUUAAAACCUACAAGUGCACCAACUUGUAGACAUUGCAUGAUUUUAAAUUUGUCAAAUUAAAUAUGGUUAUUAUUACAGUUUUGGCUGAAAAUGACCUGUACUUGGAACUUUAUUGUUCAUGUUAUAUGACUGUUUUAAAAUACGUAACCUUAUAGUGAUGUUUAAAACAAGACUAUUCUUGUUUUCUUUUGAUCUUAAGUAGUCAUUAAUUACCACCAUACAAGUGACAAUUAAACUGCACCACUAUUAUCAAUGUAAUACUGCAGCAUGAGACUAAUUGUUAAUGGAAUUUGUACUGAUCAGGAGUUUAAUGUACUAUAACAGAACUGUGGAUCAAACCAAAUGAGUAUGGACCAUUUGAAAUUAAGCUCUUCCAGCUAUAUGCAUCCACCUUGUCUCACUGGUAGAGGAGAAGCCAUCAGUUAUUUAUAAUGAUAAUCUAGGAAUCGUACAAAACCUGAACAAAAAUUCAGUAUGCUUGAAGUUCUUUAUCCUAAUAUAUGUAGCCAAAAAAAUAAUUCUACCUGGUCAAUUCAGCUAAUUAUUAUUUCCUGACCCGUGGUCUAUAUUCUGAAGUUCUUUCUGAAUUUGCGAAUUUCAUCUCAAACCUGGUUGUUUAUUGAGACAACAGAUUGUUAGAGACGUUAUUUGUUUUGAUCACCUGGAAGAGACUGAGAACAGCAUUCCUGUCCAUUCUAGAUUCAGUAGGGGUUAAUGAGAGUGUCACAGGCUCUAACCCUAUUUUUUGAGGUUUUUGUAUGAUUCCUAAUUGUCACAUUCUUGAUCUAAUACUUGCAUUUGUAUUAAAUAUACUCAUCUUCCAUGAAGCCAUAAGUAACUGAGCAACACUUCCGUCUUCCUCUUUGGUGCUGUGACUCUCGCCGCGGACCGGCGCGUUCUACAGACAUAAAGACGCUCACCAGAACAUCUAGAACCAAGACGUCUGCUUUGCAAGUAAGAAUUCAGCGCGCUUUCGUUUACCACUGGCCACGGUAAACUUCCAAAAUCGCGCGAUCUAACUCAGAUUGAGUUACAACCGGUUUCCUUUCAUUUGUUCAUUAUAAGUAACGUUACGACUGCAGCCCAAAGCAGUUAAGUAAAAGUUAGAAGUUUUUGGAUUCCUUCUGACUAAAGCGCUGUGCACAUUGUUUGAUCAGAGACUUUUCCUCACGAAUGCUGAAGUUUGGACCAAGAAUCCUCUGCUUUCCACGGAAACGACCCACGUGCUCCGGUGGACUCAGAAGUUUUGGAACAUCUCCAUAAUCUUGCAAGAUACUGGAAGCAAGACUGGCAUUUUUGGGCAAAAAGACUAGUCUUAGGAAUUAGCUUUAUGAAGUAGUGUGAAUUUAAACUCGGGAACGGUUUAAUUGUGUACACUGUAGACACUCAGGGUGUUGAAUUAAUUAUUGUUCUAUUUUGUUCUCUCAGUUUUAAUAGAUAGGCCGUGCAUGCUUUUGCUAUCCUUUCUAACACUUUUAAUUUCAUCAUUACACAUAUUUUGACCUCAUCAAGAUUUCAGUAAAUUUAGUAAUGUUAUAAGCUAGUGGGUUAGCUAUCACGGCUAAUCCCAUUGUCUCAGAACACAAGGUAAAUCCUAACCUCCCCCACAUCUCAGAUAACAUUCCAAGUCUGAGUUAGCACACACACACACACCCUUUCUCUCCCACACACACUCGCGCACACACACGCUCAUCAAGUGUAUGACCAUACCAUAUUUGAAUGUAUUUAAACUACUAUUACCCAUUUUUAUCAUUGUUAUAAUAAAUUCAAUUAAUUGUUAAA
Neoarius graeffei (lesser salmon catfish) is the source of this 4741-nucleotide messenger RNA. Its product is annotated as zinc finger protein 850-like. The coding region runs from base 123 to 2924 and encodes 933 amino acids. Lineage: Eukaryota; Metazoa; Chordata; Actinopteri; Siluriformes; Ariidae. The record is from RefSeq and is a predicted model, not a curated record. Gene Ontology annotation, molecular function: RNA polymerase II cis-regulatory region sequence-specific DNA binding; protein binding; DNA-binding transcription factor activity, RNA polymerase II-specific. Gene Ontology annotation, biological process: regulation of transcription by RNA polymerase II. The transcript is spliced from 7 exons.